GUGGUGCCGGAAGCGGCUGAGUCUCCCGGUGGUGCCUGAGCAGAUCUACCGGACUGCAGUUCAGUGCUGGAAAAGACGAAAGUAAAGACUUGGGUGCUUUACUGCGCCCGGCGUCUCACGCGGCGUCCGCUGAGGAGGCGCUCGGAGAUCUGAAGAGAUUUGCUGCCCGUGGAGCACAGGCCCCCAAGACUGGGUGCUACCUGCUGCAGCAAUGCUUGGGAGAUUGACUCUUCCACAACUGCUUUUUGCUGCUGUCCUUGGAGUUGCUGGAGGAAUGUAUAUUUAUCAGCCAAUAUUUGAACAAUAUUCCAGAGAUCAGAAGGAAUUAAAAGAAAAGGCCAAACUGUUGCAGGAACCAGAAGAAAAGAGGAGCUAAUUCUGCGUGAACUGAAAUUGUAGGCAUUGCUUAGAGUUCUAAUGAAGUCAUACAUGGAGUAUUAAUCUAGCAAAAACUUAGGUGUGUUUUAAGUAAAUAAAUCAUGG
Messenger RNA from Acomys russatus (golden spiny mouse), 483 nucleotides. It is a transcript of the gene Pigbos1, whose product is annotated as PIGB opposite strand 1. The record is from RefSeq and is a predicted model, not a curated record. Lineage: Eukaryota; Metazoa; Chordata; Mammalia; Rodentia; Muridae. The transcript has 2 exons. Bases 212 to 376 code for a protein of 54 amino acids.